GUGCGAAAUCCUCGGGAUCCAUAUACCCUAUUUUUAUGUAAAGGAAUAAUUAUCGUUACAACACCCAUUUCAAUAUCUGUCCUAAUUUUUGUCCCUCUCUCUCCUAACUUCCUUUCUCACACAUUACUCUACUAUUAAUACACCUAACCUCCAACCCUCCAAAUACAAUUACAACUUACAAUCAAUAUAUAUAUUUUCUUUAGAGAGAGAGAGAUAUAUAGAGAGAUGUGCAAUAUUAAUGUUGUGGUGCAGGGUUGUUUAAUUCAUCAUGUUAUUGUGUUAAUAAUUGCUGUUGGGUUGGCGGCGGCGGCGGCAACCACCGUACCGGAGCAGCAAGAAGCGGACAGAGUGUGGCGGCUGCCGGGGCAACCACCAGUGGGUUUCAAGCAGUAUGCAGGUUAUGUAAAUGUUAACAUAACUCAUGGCAGAGCACUGUUUUAUUGGUUCUUUGAGGCCACCACUCAUUCUCACACCAAACCUCUCCUCUUGUGGCUUAAUGGAGGUCCUGGAUGUUCAUCGAUAGGGUUCGGGCAAUCAGAGGAGUUAGGACCUUUCUUUCCUCAAAAGGGAAAUAAACCACAACUUAAGUUUAAUACUAACACUUGGAACAAAGCGGCGAACUUACUAUUUUUGGAAUCCCCUGUUGGUGUUGGAUUUUCAUACACAAACACAACUAGUGAUAUUAAACAGCUUGGUGAUACUAUCACAGCUCUGGAUUCAUAUAACUUCUUGGUGGGCUGGUUCCGAAGGUUUCCACAAUUUAAAUCCCAUGACUUUUUCAUUGCCGGUGAAAGUUAUGCUGGGCACUAUGUGCCUCAGCUUGCAGAACUUGUCAUAGACAAAAACAAGAAUGCACUUGAAGAUGACUAUAUUAACCUCAAGGGCAUUAUGAUAGGAAAUGCAGUUUUGGACGACGAGACGGACCAAAAAGGGUUGAUAGACUAUGCAUGGGACCAUGCAGUUAUAUCGGAUGCAUUAUACAGGGAAAUACAGAAAAAAUGCAAUUUCAGCAUUGCUAACUUAACCACAGAUUGCAACGCUGCCCUCGACAAAUAUUUUGAUGUUUAUGAUAUUAUAGAUAUGUAUAGUUUAUAUGCUCCGACGUGUAUCGAUACAAAUUCCACCACCACUGCGAGACCCUUUUCACGCGUGCCAAGACUUAUAAUAUCCAAUACUGAUGGAAGGCGUAUUAGAAGGCAAUUAUCGGGAUACGAUCCUUGCGCGUCAGAAUAUACUGAGUUGUAUAUGAAUAGGCCUGAUGUUCAACAAGCUCUUCAUGCUAAUGUCACCAAAAUUCCUUAUCCAUGGACACAUUGCAGUGAUAAUAUUACAUUCUGGAAUGACGCGCCUAUUUCCAUACUCCCGAUAAUUAGCAAACUUAUAGCUGAGAAUCAACGAGUUUGGGUUUUCAGUGGAGAUACAGAUGGUAGAGUUCCAGUGACAGCAACAAGAUACUCUCUAAGGAAGUUGGGAUUACAUAUAAAACAGGAUUGGAGUCCUUGGUAUACAUACAAGAAGCAGGUUGGGGGAUGGACGGUUGAGUAUGAAGGAUUGACGUUCGUGACAGUGAGAGGAGCAGGACACCAGGUCCCAACAUUUAAGCCGAAGCAAGCACUUCAACUAGUUAAUCAUUUUCUCAAAGACCAAAAACUCCCCUCUCAACCCUUUUAAUUUAUCCAUCAUUCAUUCAUUUCCAAUAAUAAAUUCCAUCACAACAAUAUUUGAAUAUUUGUUUAUGUCAAUGUAUUAGUCUCUAAAAUGUGGAUCCAUGAUUCUUUAUACAUGUAUACUUGUUUUGUUUUUUUU
Messenger RNA from Erythranthe guttata (spotted monkey flower), 1806 nucleotides. Its product is annotated as serine carboxypeptidase-like 34. Gene Ontology annotation, biological process: proteolysis. Gene Ontology annotation, molecular function: serine-type carboxypeptidase activity. The record is from RefSeq and is a predicted model, not a curated record. Gene Ontology annotation, cellular component: vacuole. NCBI's taxonomy places the organism in Eukaryota, Viridiplantae, Streptophyta, Magnoliopsida, Lamiales, Phrymaceae.